Molecule: messenger RNA, 4684 nt
Organism: Ostrea edulis (European flat oyster)
Lineage: Eukaryota; Metazoa; Mollusca; Bivalvia; Ostreida; Ostreidae
Product: thioredoxin domain-containing protein 5-like
Exons: 9
Coding region: 57-1238 (393 amino acids)
Biological process (GO): protein folding
Cellular component (GO): endoplasmic reticulum
Molecular function (GO): protein disulfide isomerase activity
Source: RefSeq, a predicted model, not a curated record
AUAUAUAUAAUUCAGAUUCGGUAUCGAUUAAUUAAUUCCGGCAAGCACCUGUCAACAUGCAAAUCGUGUACAUCUUUGUGUUGGCGAUACUUUUUCAACAAGUAUUGACCGAUUCUGAUCACGGGGAUGCGGUAAUCAGUUAUACAGCAGAGGAUUUUGAUGAUGCUUUAGACAAAGCAAAACAUUUUGUUAUGUUUUAUGCUCCAUGGUGUGGACAUUGCAAGAGAUUAUCCCCUACAUGGAAUGAAUUAGCUAAGUUGUAUAAUCCUAUGAUAGAUCAACCACUUAUCAUAGCAAAGGUGGACUGUACAGCUCAGGUUUCCUUGUGUGCCAAACACGAAAUCACAGGUUAUCCUACACUCAAGUAUUUCCCCGACGGAUAUUCAGAAGUUGUUCGUUACAAGUCAGGAAGAGACCUCCAGUCACUUCAGUCUUUCAUCGAAGAACAGCUGUCUAAUGCUCCGGAGCAUCCUGCCGAGAAGAACAUUCCGACGUCCGGUCUGUUCGACCUGACGGAUGACUCCUUUCCCCCACACAUUGAAACGGGGAGUCACUUCAUCAAAUUUUACGCCCCCUGGUGCGGACACUGUAAACGACUAGCUCCCACGUGGGAAGAACUUGCCCUUCAGUAUCUGGGUCAGGAGGAUGUUUCUGUUGCCAAGGUGGACUGCACGGUUCAUAGAGCGACAUGCGACUCGUAUGGAGUCCGAAGCUAUCCCACCCUACUCUUCUUCAGAAAUGGAGAAAAGGUGGAUGAGUACCAGGGAGGUAGGAGUCUGGAGGAACUACAAAACUACAUAGAGAUACAGCUGUCCACCAAAAACGUCAAUGCUGACCGUACCGACGAAAAAAUACCGGAUGUAAUACCAGACAGCAAACCUGAGGAAAAUCUGGCGGCUGUGUUUGAGCUAGAGGCCGACUCCUUUACUGCUGGCAUAAGUGAGGGCCUUGUCUUUGUUAAAUUUUUCGCACCAUGGUGUGGGCACUGUAAAAGACUCGCCCCAACAUGGGAGGAACUGUCUAAGGAAAUGGCCCGUUACCCAAUAGUCACCAUAGCCAAGGUGGACUGUACGCAUAGCUCAAACAUUUGUAAGCAGAAUGGGGUUAGGGGAUACCCCACAAUGAUUCUCUUCAAGGAUGGACAAAAGGUUGCUGAUUACACGGGCAGUCGUAAUAUUGGUGACCUUGUGGAGUUCAUGCUGGAACACAUUCAACAGGAAGUACACGAUGAGCUGUAAAUGGAUGAGAAGCGAAAAAAAUCAAUGACAUGGUUAUUUUUGUUAUGGAUGACACUGGAUGGAAAAUAAUUUUCCACAUAUUUAUCAGAAACAAAAAAAAUUUUAGUCCCAUUUUUGUUCUCUCUGAAGUAAAGUUUAUUCUCGUAUUUAUUUCAUUAUCUGUAAUUUCUCGGGUAUCUCCGUCCAGUUAAUUUCAGGGUAGGAUGAAUAAGGAGGGUAUAUAACAUAAAUUUAUAUCACGAUUCAUUUUAAAGAUAAUACGAAGAGCGUACAUUUUUUUUGACAGUUUGUGAUUGCAUCUAUAUGUGCACAGGGAGAUUAACUACAUUACCAUUGUAAUUCAUGUGGAAAAUAGCGAACAUAUAGUCAGUCAUUUCAUGUAGGAAAUUGACGUGUGAUCAUUGACGUUUUCUGCUGAAUUUUUCGUUGUUACAGAAAUUAUUUUUCUAUGAAGUGCUUUUUGCUGUUCUUGUGAUGCCUCAGAAUUUGCUGGAUAAAUUGUCAACUGCAGCAGUUAUAAAUUUUGUGCAAGUGGUCAACUCAAGAGUGUUUGUGUCCUUAUUGUGUGCAAAAUAUUUUUGGAUGUUCAGAUAAUAUGUUUUGAUGCAUGUAACAUUUUGAAAUGUUCCAGUGAAAUGAAAAUUCGGGGUGAGGAGUACCGGGCGUACAGAUGGUCCUGAAAAAAUAAUACUCAAAAAUUCUUUAUCAAAUGAUACACAUUCUUAUCAUAUUAGCCAUUCAUGUUACUGCAAUUGAAUGUGAUACAGGCUUUUUUUUGGGGGGGGGGGGGGAGAAUAUAAUAGGAAUUUGCAUGACUUGUUAUUAAUUUGGUGUACCAGGAUAUGUAGGCCAUGUACCCUAAUUGUUGAAAUGUUUGUCACUAAAAUAUAACAUUUCCAAUAGCUAGUCAUAUUUAUUGUUCACACAUUGCACAUAAUGUCACAUAGAUCUUGUUCCACCUUUUAAUUAAAUCAACAACAAAUUAAAUUUUGAAGAGAGCCCCCCCCCCCAAAAAAUACAGUAUGUCACAGACCUUAAGUAAAGUUCUACAACUCUUGGCUUAAGGAGGUACUCCACAUCGUCACAAUGGCUGACUUCCUUUUAAAACAGGGAUGAAAAAAUCAAUAUCAGUAAUAUUUGACUUUUCCUUUUUGAUUUGAAUACCUAGCCGAGUAGCUCAGUAGAUUAUCAUACCAACUGCCGAACUGUAGGUCGCAAGUUUGAGUCCAACAGGGGUUUUAAAUUUUUUUUUCAGAUUACCUUCUACUAAAACUGUAUUUUUUGACAAAAUAAAGUAAAUUUUAAAAUUUACAACUUCAAAAUAUUGUUGUACAUAUCCUCCACUUUUCAUGUACAUCAAAUUUCUCUGGUGUAGCAUUCCUCCUUAAGAAAAAAUACCCUACAUAAGAUUGUGAGGGGUGAAGUUUGUAUUGUUUCUGGUACUCUUGUCAAUUUAAUAUGAUAUGUUGAUGUGUAGCAUAAUGAUAAUUUUUUCAUGCUUUUUUUUUUAAUUGGUUCACCUCAUGGCAAACUAGAGAGCAUAGUGUGUUGAUUGGUAUAUGAGGCUUUUAAAUAUUGGUAUAUGUGGUGAAAUGUUGUAAAGUAAAACAUGGCUAUGAUAAUGUGCCAAGGACAGUGAAUUAUGCUUUGUUAUAUCCAAUUAAUAUUUUGAUAUUUUAUGAAACCUGAAGAAUGAAAUUGCCUUACAUGUGGUAAUUUAUCAUGAGCAUGUUCUGUCUAACUUCGGUUUAUGUGGGUAAAUGUAAUAACUUUUCUAUGCCGAGAUGUGGUUCAAUGUGAAGUAUCUGUGAUCUUCAUGAAGUAGUUUAUUUUCUGUACAUAGCACAGAUGUGAUGUGAACAUUUCCUUUUAAUUCACUGCAUCCCCCCCCCCCCCCAUCUUAUACAUGGAUGAGUGAGGUGUGAUGCUUUGUCCCUCUGUGUAUGUAUUCUAUUUCCCCUUUUUUAUGUUUUUAUUUUAUUGCUCGAUAUCAUCAGAGGCAUUACCCCAUUUUAAUGAUGAGUAACGGAAUAUGCGAGGGUCAAGUCUGACGAGAUAUAUUCUGAAUAACAUAUUUAAUUUAUUUCUUGUAUUUCUCCAUUUUUAGCGGGAAUUUGUGGACAAGAAAAAUCUGCAAGUAUAACAAUAGCAAACAAUAUAUAAACUACUAUGCACUUGUACAUUGAUAUACUGCAAACGCAGAACACAAUUUACUGCCUUUUAGGGAUCAAAUCUCAAAAAUUUCCAACAGCAGAAAAUAUCUGUUAAUAAUAUAGUUCCUGCAGAAUGUUCUGAUGGUGCUACUUUUUCCUAUACAUUGGGAUUUAGACCUUUGCAACAUGGCAUUCAGUUAUUUUUUGGAAAAUAGUUUAAUUUGCAUAUCAUAUGAUGGACAUGUCUUUUAUCGGUGGUUUUUCCUUUCGUAGACUGUAUAAACUUGUAUAGUCAUAAAUGUAGAACUGAAAUGUGGGUGUUUGUUUUUGAUUGAAACAUGGCAUUUUUCUUUAGAACAAAUGUGAACUGAAUUUUGAUAAUCAUUCACUUUUACAUGUACAGUAUUUUAUGUAUUCAUACACUUGUGUUCGUUUUAGGUGAAUUUAAUUGAACCUAUGAAAAUUAUUCACAUUUUCAUGAAUUCGAAGAUCUUGAUAUUCAAAUGCUGGAAACAGAAUAGUCCAAACGGAGAAAAUAAUUUGGAGUUACAAUGAGAAAAAUAUGUAGAUACACACCAGCAUAGAAUUAUAAAAUAUUGUUAAUGCUGUUGUAGUAUGAGAUGUACUCACAUUGUCAAACUACAUAGAAUUAUAAAGUAUUGUUAAUGAAAUGCUGUAAGUUGUAGUAUGAAAUGCACUCGCAUGUACUACAUUUAUCGCACAUCAGUUUUUUUCACUGGUUCAUAAUUAUUCAAAUUAAGUAGGUCAGUCAUUUAUGCACCACAUAAACAAAACAUGUCAUCCUUUGAAAUUGUUAACAUUGAUGGUGAAAGACCUGAUUUUGUCAACAAGGUUGUUCCAAGAGGAUUUUGGGUCUUUUAGGAAGUGAAAAUAAUUUCAAGUUUCUUCAAAAUGUGAGGUAUUGAGGACGUCACAAUCGAAUUAAAACCAAACAUUUCUGUGACAUUCGGCUUGUGAAAUAGACAGUAAAUUAAAAUGUGCGUUUAAUGAUAGUUGCGUUAUAAAUAGAAUUUUACACUCGUGCUUAUGACAUAUGAAAUUCGUUACCAGAUUUGAAUAUUUCCCUCGCCAAGGCUCAAGAAAUAUCAAAUCUGGUAACUUGUUUCAUAUGCUAUAAGCACUCAUUCCAGAUCCUCUAUGUACAUUGUGAUUUAAGCACUCAUUCCAGAUCCUCUAUGUACAUUGUGAUUUCAUCAAUAAUUUUCUGUAUUACAUGUAAAGUUGAAGUUUGGAUUUCUCCAGGAUGCACAAAAUAAAGACGUCUGUAAUUAG